CUCCUGUGAUUGGAAGGAAACCCCGUGGACGCCAUUCAGACAGAGAGGGCUGAGAGAAUCAGCUGUAGCUUGGUACUUCUCCACCGCUAUCUGCCAGUACUCAGUGAGCAGUCAUGAGUGAAGCGCCCCAUGAGGAGUGUGCGCAGGAGGGUCUUGUGCAGAAGGCCAAACUGGCCGAGCAGGCUGAGCGCUAUGAUGAUAUGGCAGCUGCGAUGAAGGAGGUGACGCAGGAGUGUGACGAGCUGACAAACGAGGAACGUAACCUGCUGUCAGUGGCCUACAAGAAUGUGGUGGGUGCCCGUCGCUCCUCAUGGCGUGUGGUGUCCAGCAUUGAGCAAAAGACGGACUGCGGUAAGAAGCAGCGCAUGGCUAAAGAGUACCGAGAACAGAUCGAGAAGGAGCUGAAAGAAAUCUGUGAAGAAGUGCUGAAAAUCUUGGAUGAUCAUCUCAUUCCGAAGGCCUCUACACCUGAAAGUAAAGUAUUUUACUUGAAAAUGAAAGGAGAUUACUACCGCUAUCUGGCUGAAGUGGCUGGAGAAGGUUGCAAGGAAGAUAUCACUUGCUGCUCAAAGAAAGCUUAUACAGAUGCCUGUGAAAUCAGCAAAAAAGAAAUGGCGCCCACACACCCAAUCCGUCUUGGUCUUGCUCUGAAUUUCUCUGUUUUCUUCUACGAGAUCCUCAACACUCCAGAAGAGGCCUGCAAUCUUGCUAAAUGCGCUUUUGAUGACGCCAUCGCAGAGCUCGACACACUGAGUGAAGAUUCGUACAAAGACAGCACACUAAUCAUGCAGCUGCUGAGAGACAACUUGACACUGUGGACCUCUGACAACCAGGUUGAGCAAGAGGAGACAGAGUGUGAGCACAGAGAGUGAGCCAGACCCUCAGUCAUCCCUGCUUACCUGCAAUCAAUCCAAUUCAUCUCUAUCUUGAUCAUCAACAAUGAGACCACCUCAUUAAUCAUUUUUGUUGUCCAAUUCUCUCCAUCUAUUUUUUGUCUAGUUCUUUUAACACUCACCUCACUCUGUCUUUUUUAGUAACAGUGGGAAAAGGGGAUUGGGGGUGGGAGUGGGUCCUCAACAUUAGGAGGCAGUAGCUGUUUUGGUUUGUACUUUGCAAAAGGAAAGAUGGAAAAGGUGAAGACAAAAGGGUUUAACAGGAACUGCUGGAUAUGAUAUGAGGCAAGGUUUUGUUGGAACACAAAGGUUACAUUCCAUUUACUGUCAGUUGCUCAACUUUUUACUCUUAAUAAUUUUUUAUUAUUUUCUUUUUCUGUUUGGGUGACCUGCUUUUUUGUAUUUUCUAUGUAUGAUUUACGAGGUAUAGAUAACUUUGAAGAACAAAAGAGCACACAAGCCAGAUAUUGAUGUUUUUAUGAGCAAAGCAGUAAAAAAAAAAUACACAUGCUUAUCCAGUUACUGCUUUUUCAAAUUAAGAUCUUUGUUUGUGUUGUCUUUUAUUCUCAUUUUUCUUUCGAUACUUGCUGAUCUGCAUGUUGGUAAGAGGUAGUUUGCGUGGAUGUACGGAAGGUAAUCAGGCUGGUUAGCCUUGAUCAUGUUUUCCGAAAUUUUCAUACAUCCAAGCGUAACUGUUCUUUGGGGGAAUAUAUGUAAUAUGAUACAAGAGGAAUAAAAAAUUUUUUAAAAGUUUAAA
Cheilinus undulatus (humphead wrasse) is the source of this 1650-nucleotide messenger RNA. RefSeq names its product 14-3-3 protein zeta-like. Gene Ontology annotation, cellular component: cytoplasm. Bases 114 to 872 code for a protein of 252 amino acids. Lineage: Eukaryota; Metazoa; Chordata; Actinopteri; Labriformes; Labridae. The record is from RefSeq and is a predicted model, not a curated record. Gene Ontology annotation, biological process: signal transduction. The transcript is spliced from 6 exons.